AUGUCGCUGCAAACUUGUUCCGCAUCCCAACUAGCCCAACUUCUCGGCCCAAACACAACCAACGCCGAUGCGGCGGCCACGCUAAUCUGCGAUCAGUUCGCCGCCGUGGGGAACAAAUUCACUGACACAGGCUACGCCAUCGACAACACGUACCUCCUCUUCUCCGCGUACCUUGUGUUCUCGAUGCAGCUUGGCUUCGCCAUGCUCUGCGCGGGCUCGGUCCGCGCCAAGAACACCAUGAACAUCAUGCUCACCAACGUGCUCGACGCCGCCGCUGGUGGCCUCUUCUACUACCUCUUCGGCUUCGCCUUCGCCUUCGGCUCCCCCUCCAACGGAUUCAUCGGGAAACACUUCUUCGGCCUCUCAGACCUCCCCUCCCAAACCUUUGACUACAGCAAUUUCCUCUACCAGUGGGCCUUCGCCAUCGCCGCCGCCGGUAUCACCAGCGGCUCCAUCGCGGAGAGAACGCAGUUCGUGGCUUACCUCAUCUACUCAUCCUUCCUCACCGGCUUCGUCUAUCCGGUUGUCUCUCACUGGUUCUGGUCCACGGACGGUUGGGCCUCCGCGUUCAACCUAAACAAUCUCUUAUUCUCCAGCGGCGUAAUCGACUUCGCCGGCUCCGGCGUUGUCCACAUGGUCGGCGGUGUGGCGGGACUCUGGGGCGCGCUUAUCGAGGGUCCCCGAAUCGGCCGAUUCGAUCACGCGGGACGCGCCGUAGCGCUACGUGGCCACAGCGCCUCGUUGGUGGUGCUGGGAACCUUCAUGCUGUGGUUUGGUUGGUACGGUUUUAAUCCUGGUUCGUUCAACAAAAUCUUCGUCCCUUAUGAUAAUAACUCGGGGAGUUACUAUGGUCAAUGGAGCGCGGUUGGGAGAACCGCGGUUACCACAACUCUAGCAGGGUCAACGGCCGCGUUGACCACGCUCUUCGGGAAACGCGUGAUAUCCGGUCACUGGAACGUCACCGACGUCUGCAACGGUUUGUUGGGAGGGUUCGCCGCCAUCACAGCCGGUUGUUCGGUGGUGGAACCGUGGGCGGCUAUCGUGUGUGGUUUUGUGGCGUCCGUUGUCUUGAUCCUGUGCAACAAACUGGCUGAGAGGGUUGGGUUCGACGAUCCGCUAGAGGCGGCGCAGUUGCACGGAGGGUGCGGCGCGUGGGGGGUGAUUUUCACGGCGCUAUUCGCGAAGAAGGAGUACGUGAACCAGAUUUACCGCGGAGACGUGUCGAGGCCGCACGGGUUGUUUAUGGGAGGUGGAGGAAGGUUGCUAGCGGCGCACGUGAUUCAGAUUUUGGUUAUUGUUGGGUGGGUUAGCGCCACCAUGGGACCUCUCUUCUGGGGACUGAAUAAAUUGAAGCUGUUAAGGAUUUCCCCCGAGGACGAACUCGCGGGUAUGGAUCUGACCCGCCAUGGAGGGUUUGCAUACGCGUAUGAGGACGAUGAGACGCAUAGGCAUGGGAUUCAAUUGAGGAAGGUUGAACCCAACGCUUCUACUCCCAACACUCAUGGCUGA
Sphenostylis stenocarpa is the source of this 1509-nucleotide messenger RNA. Lineage: Eukaryota; Viridiplantae; Streptophyta; Magnoliopsida; Fabales; Fabaceae. The record is from the annotation of a GenBank genome assembly.